Molecule: messenger RNA, 1173 nt
Organism: Kalmanozyma brasiliensis GHG001
Lineage: Eukaryota; Fungi; Basidiomycota; Ustilaginomycetes; Ustilaginales
Product: Protein prenyltransferase, alpha subunit
Exons: 1
Coding region: 1-1173 (390 amino acids)
Biological process (GO): protein farnesylation; protein geranylgeranylation
Cellular component (GO): cytoplasm; protein farnesyltransferase complex; CAAX-protein geranylgeranyltransferase complex
Molecular function (GO): protein farnesyltransferase activity; CAAX-protein geranylgeranyltransferase activity
Source: RefSeq, a predicted model, not a curated record
AUGACCGCAGCAACCGCCUCCUCGACGACGCUGGACGACCUGUGCUCUGCUUACCUCCCGUUCGACGCCUCCUCCUCAGCAUGGUCGGAUCUCACUCCCACGCCUCAACUCGAAUCCUCCUCGCCAAUGUGCCCCAUCCUCUUUGCACCCGAAUACUCCUCCGCGAUGGACCUCUAUCGAACCCUCACCGUCUCCAACACCGCCCCGCUCUCGGCGAUCGAGCUCUCUCCGCGCGCCCUCGCCCUCACAUCGCACCUGAUCCAACUCAACCCCUCGCACUUCAGCGUCUGGCAGUAUCGCGCCAACAUCAUCCUCCACUCCCCCACGCUCGGCUCCAACCGCGACGAGCUGCUCCGUGCAGAGCUCGGGUGGCUCGACGAGCUAGCGCACAAGAAUAUGAAAUCCUACCAGGUGUGGCAGCAUCGACGGCUUGUAGUCUCCGCUCUUGGAGAUCCGGGGAGGGAACUGGAGUUUGUCAAGGAGAACCUGGCGAGGGAUGCAAAGAACUAUCAUACCUGGGGUUAUCGCCAGUGGGUGCUGGCGCAUUUUGGCGGUCUCUCCCUUCCCUCUUCCGCUGUGGUGGUUGGCAGUCGAGGUGCGGGGGAGUUCCCCCAGUUAUGGGAUGGAGAGGCGGACUAUGUGGACCAGCUGCUCAGCGAGGAUGUACGAAACAAUUCCGCCUGGAACCAUCGCUGGUACAUCCAUUUCGCUCGCUUCGGCCUCACCGGGUCCACCAACCCCGUCAACCUCGACCCGACAACGAUGGAGAAGAUCCAAAAGACGAUCAAGUACGAAAAGGCCUAUGCGAAAGCCUCCCUCGCCGGAUGUCCCAACAAUGCCAGUGCAUGGACGUACCUCCGUGCGCUGCACACGGCCUUGCCCGCAAGCCUGCAGACGAGGUUGGUCGGCGAGUUGGGCUGGGUCAAGACGAUGGUUUCGACGAAUGCCGAGGCGGAGAAGGAUGCGAGUGUGGAUGUGAUGGGCCGAGGACCGGUGGGCGCGUUGGAGUGGUGGUUCGACUGCCUUGCGGAGGACGCCCGGUCCGGAAACGUGGCGAUCGAGGAGGCAGAGAUGCUCGUGAAGCGCCUCAUCGUGGCCGACUCAGUCAGAAAGAGGUUUUGGGCAUACAGACUCAAAUCUCUCCGUCGCACCCUUCAACCACAGCAACACUAA